This is a messenger RNA of Suillus clintonianus, 1129 nucleotides long. RefSeq lists its product as uncharacterized. The coding region runs from base 110 to 871 and encodes 253 amino acids. The transcript is spliced from 2 exons. The record is from RefSeq and is a predicted model, not a curated record. Lineage: Eukaryota; Fungi; Basidiomycota; Agaricomycetes; Boletales; Suillaceae.
CAACAAAAAGCUUGCAGCCAAGACUCCACGGAAAUUCUUGUCAUGGAGCUCUUGUUAUAUACUCAAAAGUACGUCAUGGUCCAUCAUCCCCUUCUUCUUCUCCCCCAUCAUGACCUCCUACCUUCAAACAGCAGGUACAAAGCUCUUUAAAAAAAACCUCGAGCAAUACCAACCCGAAGACCCGCUUUACGAGGUUUAUACUGAUAAUCGCGGCAAACAGCGCCGCAGAAAGCGCGCGAUACCUCCCGGCCUUUCAGCGCGUGAUGCAAAGAUUCUCAAGUCGGUCCAGCGCCGCGCUCAUUACCUAGACAAAGGCUUCUCGAUUUGUGGCCUUCGAUUUGGCUGGACCUUCAUCAUUGGCAUCAUCCCUGGCGCUGGCGAUGUUGCGGAUGUCACGCUCAAUUAUUUCCUGGUCGUCCGCAAAGCACGACAGGCUGAGCUACCAGGUUGGCUCGUGCGCCGCAUGCUCCUCAACAAUGUGGUAUCAGCUUUGAGCGGCCUGGUGCCCGUAGCGGGCGACGUUGUCAUGGCCGUGUUCAAGGCGAAUUCAAGGAAUGCCGCUCUUCUAGAGGAAUUCCUCAGGAUAAGAGGGGAAGAAUUUUUGAAGUUGCAGGCGGACCAGGAGCAGGGAAGGAGUCAGAGUGUGCCCGAGAAUGAUUCGCGUCAGGUCAAGCCUGGCGCAGGCAUGUCAGACGAUGCGGCAGCGACUGCGCCGCAGCAGAAGACUAGGUUCGUGUCUUGGAGCCGCAAAGACAAGCAGCGCGCCUCUUCCCCCGGUGAAAAGGGAAGGUUCGUUGAGGAUGUGGAGCUAGGUGCCGUAGCGCACGGCGGAGGGGCGGGGACCAGUGCUGUUACGGUGCAGAGCAGGUGAUGUUAUCGUGUCACUCGGUUGGAGGUUUACGAUCUACGUUCUGAUGUGAUAUACACGAACUUUUGGGACUCAUUUUCUACCCGGAUUGCUCUCUAUAAUAACAUUAUAUACCUGUACAAGUUUGCCUGUACUGUAGCUAUGCGUAGUUAGAUUUGUCUGUUGGUUAAGGGGAUCAAUCAUCGUGAGGACCUAAUGUAAAUCUGGACCAGUCUUGGAUGUUAGAAUGAGUUACUGCGCAAGCUAUACUUCUCGCGGACU